GCAAGUAACCAAUACUUAUUUUCUUCCCAUUACGAGAAUUGGCGUUAGCUUUACCUCCUAUACAAACUAGAAAGUACAUCAAAUAUUUAUGUAUAUCGACGGAGACGGACGUUUCAUUUUUGUGUUUCACCAAUCACCCUGGAAUGAGACACAAACAGACACCAUCUCUUCUGAAUUUGAAUGCAUACCUACGCCUCAUCAAUUCUGAUCACGAGUACUACCUCCUUCAAUUCGUUUCACCUCCAAAUUCUUUCUCUUUCUCUUUCUCUUUCUCUUUCUUCUUCUCCACUUUUACUUUUUAGAUUUUAGACAUAUUGGAUCGCUAAAUCAACAUCUAUCAUGUCAUACCGAAGCGUCAACUAAUUUCAAACCCUGAUCGGAGUUCUUCCUGUUUUCUUCGUAAGUAAGCCAUUGCUAAUGCUUCUUUCUGUCAAAAUUUAUGAUAUAGUUUCUUACGUACUACUCCUUCCGGCCCCAGACAAUUUGAAGUUAAAUAUAAUAUAAUAUAAUAUAAUGCCGCAAGAAAUUAGCCCGAAUCCAAUGUUAUUGAACACACCUAGCAAGAACUCCAGAGGACUCAAAGGUCUCACAAAUGGCGCCACGGAAGAGUUCAUUGAUGAUCGUGAAUUAGCGCAGAGAAAAGCCGAAGCAGCAGCGGCGAGGAGGAACCAGGCGGCCGAAUGGCUACGACAAAUGGAUCACGGUGCGGCGGAGGUACUGUCCACCGAACCCUCCGAGGAACACUUCUGUCUCUCUCUUCGCAAUGGCCUCAUCCUCUGCAAUGUCCUCAACAAAGUCAAUCCCGGUGCAAUUCCCAAGGUGGUAGAAAUUCCAAUCAUCGAUACGGAGGGAGCAGCGCAAACCGCAAUUCAAUAUUUCGAAAACAUGCGGAAUUUUUUAGUUGCUGUUGCUCGAAUGAAGCUUCUUACCUUUGAGGUGUCUGAUCUAGAAAAGGGAGGCUCAUCUGGUAAAGUCGUAGAUUGCAUUCUAUGUUUGAAAGGUUAUUACGAGUGGAGGCAAUCCGGUGGGGCUGGAGUUUGGAAGUAUGGUGGGACUGUAAGGAUCACUUUAACCUCAUUUCCAAAAGGAUCACCUUCCUCUUUAAUUGGCAGUGAAAGCGCCGAUGAAUCUCUAGAUGAAUCCGAGUCAUCACAAUUCGAAGAGUUGUUGGAGUAUCUUCAUCUAUCAAGUGAGGUGUCUCUUCAGGAAUCAAAAGUGUCAACCGCACUUACCUUCCUCUUUGACCAUCUAGGUAUCGGGCUUUUGCAGACUUAUCUCACAGAGACUAAUGAGCUUGAUGACUUUCCCAUGAAUUCAAUGGUUAUUGACAUAGUACUCAGGAAGGCUGUUAAAGAUCUUUCAUCAUUGCUUAUUUCUCAAGGAAAUCAGCUUGGUAUCUUUCUAAAGAACAUGUUAAAGGGCAACUGCAAGCCUUUAUUAAAGCAUGAAUUCCUACUGGCCAUUUCAAAUUAUAUCGACCAAAGAUCAGGUUUAGUUUCAAAUGAGUUAUCAAAGUUUUGCAUAUGUGGUAACAAGGGUAAAGACAUUAGUUACUUAGCUGACAAAACAAGCGUGCUGGAUGUUCAACAAAAACAACUAGAG
This is a messenger RNA of Lactuca virosa, 1602 nucleotides long. The record is from the annotation of a GenBank genome assembly. NCBI's taxonomy places the organism in Eukaryota, Viridiplantae, Streptophyta, Magnoliopsida, Asterales, Asteraceae.